This is a messenger RNA of Thamnophis elegans (Western terrestrial garter snake), 5406 nucleotides long. RefSeq names its product IQ motif and Sec7 domain ArfGEF 2 (gene IQSEC2). Gene Ontology annotation, molecular function: protein binding; guanyl-nucleotide exchange factor activity. Bases 196 to 4032 code for a protein of 1278 amino acids. Gene Ontology annotation, biological process: regulation of ARF protein signal transduction; actin cytoskeleton organization. The record is from RefSeq and is a predicted model, not a curated record. NCBI's taxonomy places the organism in Eukaryota, Metazoa, Chordata, Lepidosauria, Squamata, Natricidae. The transcript has 14 exons.
GAAGAGAAGAGAGUUACACCCUGCGUGUGUUUCUGUGCCUUGCAUCCUCCAAAGAGGGAUGACUUAAGCCACUUUCCUAGGCUCCUCGGAUCCCCCUUGCUCCGAAGAAGCGGGUGGGUCAAGGGUGAAAAGGAAGGAACGUUUGCAGGAAGAAGAUACGUACAAAGAAGUGCAGAAGGAGACCGCAGAAAAGUUAUGGAGUCUGAACUUGUGGAAGGAGACCCUCCGGGAAGCGAGGCAGGAACCAUAGUGGACAAUCUGGGCAGUCAACCAUACCGAUGCGUCCCCGAAGUAACUAAGGUUGAGCACUACGAUUUAGUGCCAUCGUCCUCCUCUUCUGUCUGUCACGCUCCAUCACCGGGGCUUCCGUGGGCCCAGCGAGCUCGGCUACAGCCAGCCAGCGUGGCGCUGAGGAAGCAGGAAGAGGAGGAUAACAAACGAUCAGCACUGUCAGACAGCUAUGAGCUCUCAACGGAUCUUCAAGACAAAAAGGUGGAGAUGCUGGAGCGGAAGUAUGGGGGCUAUUUCUUGAGCCGGCGGGCAGCUCGUACAAUUCAAACCGCCUUCCGCCAAUACCGCAUGAACAAAAAGUUUGAGCGCCUAAGAAGUUCGGCGUCGGAGAGCCGUAUGUCGCGGCGCAUCAUCCUGUCCAACAUGCGGAUGCAAUAUUCGUUUGAGGAAUAUGACAAGGCCCAGAAUGCCCCUUACUUUGAAGGUAAACCUGCCUCUCUGGAUGAGGGCUCCAUGGUUACUGCUCGACCUCACCUCCUGGAUCACGGCCUUCCCUACAGCGGCUCAUGCCGGACCGGCUUGGAUGGCAGCUCCCUGCAUUCCUCUUCUGGAGGCUUCUGCAAUGACAUCACGGAGCUGGAGGAUUCCUUCUCCAAGCAGGUGAAGUCUUUGGCGGAAUCGAUUGAUGAAGCCUUAAACUGCCACCCACUUGGCCAGGAGGGAGGACCUGUUGGCCCCACUUUGGAAAAAAGUGAAUCCAAGGAGCAGCAGGGUGACAGUGCUGCCACUUCAUUCAGUGAUGUCACACUCUAUCUGGACGAAGGCGCUCCCACGUCACCCCUCUCUCUGGAGUGCCCCCCCAGCACUGAGCCCCCAGAGCCUGCUCCGGGAGUGCCCCUCCCACCACCCCCACGGCCGGAGUACUGGGGGGCGCCCCAGCGGGAGGACAGCCGGGAGAAUGGGGGCGGGAGCCGGCGCAGCACACCUUGCCUGGAAUGCCGGGACUACCGCCUUCGGGGCGCUCACUUGCCCUUGCUCACAAUUGAGCCUCCCAGUGACAGCUCAGUGGAUCUGAGCGACCGUUCUGAUCGGGGUUCAGUCAAUCGGGGGCUCAUGUAUGAGCAAGAUGGCUGCAGCCCCCAUGGCACCCUCAAACAUCCUGGAGGGCCUGCACGCUCCCCACACCCACACCGUCAUUAUCACCCUGAGAAAAGCCAGCCUCCUCCACCUUUGCCCAUCCCACCCCCUCAGGCCCCAAGUCGCCUGCCUCCACCUCCUCCGCCGGACAACUCCGAUGGCGACAACGACAGCCUCAACAGCACCACCAACUCCAACGAGACCAUCAACUGCAGCUCAGGAUCCUCCUCACGGGACAGCCUGCGCGACCCACCUCCACCUGCCCCAGCCACCGCCACGACCGUUGGGGGCCCCUGCAAGCAGACCUACCAGCGGGAGACGCGGCACAGCUGGGAUUCUCCUGCCUUCAACAACGACGUGGUGCAGCGCCGCCAGUACCGCAUCGGCCUCAACCUUUUCAACAAGAAACCAGAAAAGGGGAUCCAGUAUUUAAUCGAGAGAGGCUUCUUGUCGGAUACGCCAGUGGGCGUGGCCCGGUUUAUCCUGGAGCGGAAGGGGCUAAGCCGGCAGAUGAUUGGAGAAUUUCUUGGCAACCGGCAGAAACAAUUCAACCGAGAUGUACUCGAUUGUGUUGUAGAUGAGAUGGACUUCUCCAGCAUGGACCUGGAUGAUGCCCUGAGAAAGUUCCAGUCACACAUUCGGGUGCAAGGGGAGGCCCAGAAAGUGGAACGUCUCAUCGAGGCCUUCAGCCAGCGCUACUGUGUAUGCAAUGCCCCAUUGGUGCGCCAGUUUCGGAACCCUGACACCAUCUUCAUCUUGGCUUUUGCCAUCAUCCUUCUCAACACGGACAUGUACAGCCCCAGCGUCAAAGCAGAGAGGAAGAUGAAGCUGGAUGACUUCAUCAAAAACCUACGAGGGGUUGAUAAUGGGGAGGACAUCCCCCGUGACCUCUUAGUAGGGAUUUACCAGCGGAUUCAGAGUCGAGAACUGCGCACCAACGAUGAUCACGUUUCUCAGGUCCAGGCCGUUGAGCGCAUGAUUGUGGGCAAAAAGCCGGUUCUCUCUCUGCCCCAUAGGCGCCUGGUGUGCUGUUGUCAGCUGUAUGAGGUCCCCGACCCCAACCGGCCCCAGAGGCUUGGCCUGCACCAGAGGGAAGUCUUCCUCUUCAAUGACCUCUUAGUGGUGACAAAGAUUUUCCAGAAGAAGAAGAUCCUUGUGACUUACAGUUUCCGCCAGAGCUUCCCACUUGUUGAGAUGCAGCUACAGCUCUUUCAGAAUUCCUAUUACCAGUAUGGGAUUAAACUACUCUCAGCUGUCCCCGGUGGGGAACGAAAAGUCCUGAUCAUCUUCAAUGCCCCCAGCCUGCAGGAUCGACUGCGUUUCACAAGUGAUCUGCGGGAAUCCAUCGCCGAAGUGCAAGAGAUGGAGAAAUACCGUGUGGAAUCGGAGCUUGAGAAGCAGAAAGGAGUAAUGCGCCCCAACGCCUCUCCCGCUUCCGGGCCCAAGGACACCGUGAACGGGACCCUGACCCGGAGCAGCCUAGAAGACGCCUAUACGAUGGGAGAGGGCCUGAAGAGAAGUGCCCUCAACAGUUCCCUGCGUGACCUCUCUGAUGCUGGCAAGCGCGGCCGCCGUAACAGCGUGGGAUCCUUGGACAGCACAAUUGAAGGGUCUAUCAUUAGCAGCCCACAUCCCCAUCAGAGGGCGCCACCACCACCUCCUCCAGAGGAAUACAAGCCCCAGCCUCGGCCCCCCUCGAAUUCGUCCUCCUUCCUGGGCUCCCUGUUUGGCAGCAAGCGUGGGAAGGGCCCUUUCCAGACACCCCUCAGCCAGGCCUCGGCAUCCUCCUCUUCGGCUUCUUCAUCUCACCAUCAUCUGCCCCAGCACCACCCGCAUCACAGCCACCCCUCCCUCCCUGAUGGCAACCAGACUAAGCUGCAGGCGCUCCACGCCCAGUACUGCCAUAGCCCCUCUGCCCAGCCCCCUCCCCCCUACCCGCAGCAGCCCCCUCCCCCUCAGCAACCAGCACCCCCACCCCCACCUCUGGCCCUGCCCUCCAACCCUCUGCCACCUCAGAUUCAGCGCUACCACCAUUCCCAGCAGCCUCCUCUAUCAGCUCCCCCUCAGAAGCAGGCAGUGCCCGCUUUCCCUACCCCGCAACCCCACCACCACUACACUCUCGGUCGGCCCGGGCCGCAGAAGCGCUUCCAAAUGGCGGCGGCGGCUGCUUCCCAGCACCCUCCCUUCCCUCAUGGGCGCCAGCCCAUCUCGCCGCUGCCCCUCUACAGCCCUGCCCCGCAGCACGCCCUGGCCCACACGUACCCCCAGCAGCUGCAUCAGCCGGGGCUCAGUGGGCAGCACACGCUGCAUAGGCCGCAGGCCCCAAAGCACUUUAUUUUCAGCCAUCAUCCCGCGCAGCUCCUACAGCGGCCUCCGCCACCCUCCGGCAUGGGGCCAUAUCCCGGGCAUCAUGGCCAUCCUCCGCCACACCACAGCCAACCCCCAAUGCCCCCGCCUCAUUCUCCCAUUCCUCCGCAUCCUUCUUACCCGCCUCUUCCCCCUCCAUCGCCCCAUACGCCUCUCAGCCCCCACUCUCCGGCUGCUCCGACGUCCCCUCUGGCCCAGCACAUGCCCAUGCACCCGGGGGGUCCUCCACCCAUGCCCGCUCAAGGGCCCCCAAAUCCCAAGCCGAAGCCGGUCAACAGAAUCAGCACCGUUGUGUGAAUAGCUGCCCCCCACAAUGGAACUGAUAGCAGAUCUAUCAAUGUAUAAAUAGCAGAGCUUGGGGCCUCCUCUGUUCCAGCUGAAGUGAUGGGGAAGGACGGAGGUCAGGAGGGUGUCUAGAUUUUAUGGCCAUUCCCUUUCCUCCUCCCCACUCCACAUCCCAUCCCUCUUUUUCCUAGGAUCAGAACUGAGAGAGGGCAUCCCUUGGAAAGGAAGAAAACCUGGAGCUGCAACGCCGUGCGUGGCCGGAGGGGGGUACAGCUUCACAUGGGCUUUGCUUUGGGGAGCUCUGCCUCUUUUCCCUUCCUCGUGGGGCAUCUGUCCCCGCUCCUACCAUCUUUUUCUGAGCAUCUGUGGACAGCAUGGUAGUUUUGUGGUGAUCGCGGAUGGCAGAAGUAUAAGCUGCAGUAUUGGGGGAAGCAAGGGUCUGCUUGGGUUGUCUUAGGAAUAUGGCCAAACAGGUAAAAUUUUAUUAUCCCAACUUUUAGUAACAUUUGUGUGUUUUGCGGGCAGCAAAUUCUUUUCUAGCAGAAUCACUUCGUGAUGGGGAAGGAAGGAAGGAAGGAAGGAAGGAAGGAAGGAAGGAAGGAAGGAAAAGAAGGAAGGAAGGAAGGGAAGGACGGAAGGAAGGAAGGAAGGAAGGAAGGAAUAAAUAAGUCAUAUGAUUUUGAUAGAUGCUCCCAUUGUCAUAAAUGGGCAGAGGUAAUCAUACUAUCUGCUGUGUGUGGGAUACCUGCUAGUCUCCCAUGCAAUUAUGCCCAAUGUGGUGGUUUUAAUGUGCAGAGGAAGCUGUACAAAGGACUUUGCAUUUUCUUCUGCCCAGACUCUCUCUCUCAUUGGCCCCAGAAUUUGCUGAUUAAAAAAACAAAAAACCUAUUUAAAUUUUUUUAGCAGGUAGCAAAUAGUCCCUGUGGCUGCCUUCUGUGUAUCAUGUUUAAACUGCAAAUGGCAUUUAUGAAUCCUACUUUCUAGUGGUAAUUUUUACUCAGAAGAAUGACUGAAGAAGAAUCUCAUUUCUUUCUGAUUUACCCCAAAAGAAUGUGUUUUCAGUCUGAUUAACCCACUUUUUAAUGGUCCCCUGUGGACCCUGAAAUCACUUUUCCUCAUGGCAAACAGACCUGUAAAUGCAGAAAAUGGAACAGAGUUUUAGAGACCAUAGAUGAAGUUUUGGGGCUAACACAAAAUGUUUUGUUCAUUGCCAAAUUCUGCCAAGUGGCACAGAAUUUGUGUGUGCAGAAGAAUUACAGCAGGGACCAGGAGUUUGGCCCUUCUGUCAUUUUUCCUUGCAACUCCUCGUAAGCAGAAGUGGGUUCCUACCAGUUCGCACCUAUUCGGUAGAACCGGUUCGUCAAAUCUACCGAACCGGUUAGAAGA